GCGUGGGUGGGCGGGGCUGAGGGUGAAGGUAGGAAGGUGGGUGACCGGCCGAGUAAAUUGUUGGAAACUUCUAGAAAGUUAGUCGGGUGUACGGCUGACCAUGAGCGGCCUGUUGUCCGUGGGACAGGUCGGCGGGGACUGGCUGCGAGUUCUCCUCGUCGUGCUCUCGGUGCGAGGAGCUGGGGCCGCCACGGACCUGGGCGACUGCUCGCAACAGGGCCUAAAUUGUACUGUUCUAUCUGGCAACUGUUUGGAUAGCAGCUGGUUUAAACACUCCAGUUGGACGCCUUCAUUUCCUAAAGACCUUCUGGUGACCUUAAUCAAGCGGAGAAAUCAGAAUGGAUUUGAUAUGCCUGCACUGUCCAUCAGUUGGAAAUUGGCAACAGAUGCUAGUAUAAUAUAUUCUCAAGGAAUAGAGAUCUCUGUGAAAACAUUGAGCACUGGAGAGGAAAAGUGCAUACAAUACCGGUUCAAUAACCCUAUAACCAGCCAAAUGAAUUCAAACAAAGAGAAGUGGGCCUUCUCAUUGGAGAGAUUUGAGGUAUAUCCAAACGAGAGAUACACAGUGUCAACAUGCAGUUUACCAAGAGCCAACAUCAAUCAAGAUAAUGUUUGUCCAUCAUUCCCUUAUCACGUGCCUGGUUGCCGAAAUGACCUGAUGAAGUAUACAGAGGUGUGCAAACGAAGAGGCAGUCUGUGGAAUCCUGACAUUACAUACAUUCGAAGUGAAAUGAAGAUGGCUAUCUUCUUCCAGGCUGCAAAUCAUUCUUCUAAGUACGAAAUCAUGCUGCAGAGUUACAAUGGAGAAAAUAAAUGCAAUUCGGCUGUGGAAACUAUUGAGGAGGCAUUGGAACAAAGAGUUAAUGUAACUUUUUCAACUGUAAACUGGAUGGCAAGCUGCACUGCUUAUGUAAUUAUGAUUAUUCCAUAUUUCGAAGGUUGCCAUCAUGACUGUGAGCGGGUUGUUGUACAUGUCCCAGUGCCAGAAACAACACCAGUAACACCAAUAAUAUCACCACUCGAGCUAGCUCCAGCUGAGAAAACACACAUUUAUACUGGUGUUGGUGUCAUGGUUUUGGUGAUUGCUAUUGGCUGCAUAUUUUGGGUACAGAAAAAAUCUAAAGCGAAUGAAAUGCUGAAACUUCCAAAAAAAGAGCCAUCUUGUGGUGUAUACCGAGAAAUUCCACAGAUGCGCAAAAAAGUCCUCAUCAUUUAUUCGCUGGACCACAACCUCUACCAGAACGUUGUUCUGGCAUUUGCACAGUUCCUGAUGACUGUCUGUGGUACCGAAGUGACCUUGGAUUGUUUACAGGGUAAUGAGGCCGCUCAAAUGGGGCACAUCAAUUGGCUCGCGUUACACAAAAAAGAGUCUGACAAGAUUAUAAUUCUGUGUUCCCGUGGAACAAGGGCAAAGUGGGAAGCUAUGAAGUGUAUCGAACGGAGGCAGGUUUUGCUGAAAAGUGAAGAACGCUCCCCGAUGCACGACAUGUUUACUCCCGCCAUGUACCUGAUUUUGCCCGACUUUAAACAGCCAGCUUCAUUUGGGAAAUACAUUGUCGCAUAUUUUGAUGACCUGAGCAGUGAAGAUGAUGUACCUGAUCCAUUUAAUGUUGUCGUCAAGUAUAAACUAAUGAAACAGUUUGAAGAAAUACACUUCAGAGUGCAAGAUUUGGAAAAAUAUGAGCCAGGAAAGACUUUCCAUGUGGCAGGAAUAGCAGUGGAUGAUUAUCACAAACACCCGUCUGGCGAAAAACUGAAAAAUGCAGUUCAGAAGUUUAAGAUGUUGCAAAUGCAGCAACCAGACUGGUUUGAAAAAGAAUGUAUCAUGUCCUCAGAGGAAGCCGGGAUGGAAGAAGAAGCAUCUUUUGAUUGUUCAGCAAUGGAACCAAAUAUCUUGCAAUACAAGCCUUAUGGCAUGCCUUGCACUGUGAAUGAAAUAUGUAUGGCCAUAUCAAGUGAUGAGACGUUUGUAAUGUGCCCAGUGGGAUUUGAGUGUUCAGUCCAGGACAUGGGUUUGUCACAAAAUGUGAUUGAAAUAGACUGCAAUGAAGCACGAGCCCUGAACCCAGUAUACACUUUGGAGCCAUUGAUCUGCACAUCCAUAAUGGAUUGUCACCAGAAUGUUUUAAACUGCUCUAAUGUUGAAACUCCACCACAGGCAGAAGAAUCGUUGCCAUCAGAAAUGGAUUGGAUGAUGCAGAAUGAGCUGGGGAAUGUGUCUCCGUGUACUAGUGAAAGCAGCGUCACAGUGAAUGAACCUGUGGUGGACUCGGCUGCGGAACAGAACUCGUGCAUUUCUGAUGAUACAAGGAGGAGACUUCAAGAAUUUCAGCAGAUGGUCCUUUUCCGGAAUAUGAUGUCGACUGCCACCUCGGCCAGUCAGGUUGGUGGAUAUCCACAAUCUCUCGCCCCCCCAGAAUUGGAAGAAAAUGUAGAUUCAGACCGGGGGUACAGCUCCCAACAAUCAAUUGCUGAAAUGUCAUCAUUAGCGAGCGUGAGCCCUUCUGAGCAGGAAUUAAAUGACUUAAAACUGUUGCAGAUAACUUUACAUAAUGAGAGUAUUGGAGUGAAUAGCUAGAAGGUGAGAAUGAUCAACAUUGCUCAAUGCAUAAGCCCUUAAUGCAGGAUAGUGAAUAUGUCAUUUGGAGGUAUGACAGUCUUAAUAUUUUGGCUAUGUUGUUGCACACAUGCCUGUACAUUGCACACAGAUUUAUUUUAAAACAAUAUUAAAUGAAAGACAAAUCAGAUUUAUAAUUCUUGUAUAAGAGCACAUUAAUGUUGAUGUCCUGGAUGUGGUCAUGUUUGUAUUUGAAGGGUACUGUUGAUAUUGUGGUAAAAUGGACACUCUAUCUCUAAUGUCCAAGAUCGACAUAUGUUUGAAACAAUCUGAUUAUAGAUAUAACUAGACUAAGUGGGACAGGAGGGCUGGGCCCCCAACGCAAUAUUCCACCUCUCCACCAAUUCCAAUAUUGGUGGCCAGUGGGGGAGCUUUCUGGAGCGCUAGUAUGGGUAUUGUGGGAUGAAGGGACUGGUUUCCAGAGGGCCAGUAUGGACAUUGUGCGCCGAAUGGAUUCUUGGGCUGGCGGCUCAGUCAUUCAAGCCUGUUGUGCUGGCAGCUCAUUCACUCACGGCUGGUGGGCUCGCAGUUGACUCACAGCUAAUCCCUGAAAUUCCAUUUCAAGCAGGGUGCAAGGCCACCAAGUUCAAGUGCAGUUUCAUACCAUUUCAAGCAGGGUACAAGGCCACUAAAGACAGCGAGUCGUGACCUCUCCCUCCCCCAUCUUGCAGAAACUGAGCCACACCCACACUUCUGGAUUUUAUAGUCCCUCCCCCUUCCCACCAGAAGGGGCGUGGCCUUCAUGCCGUGAUUGACUGGAGAGAGAAUCUCAAAGGCAAGAGAAACCAAAGGCAAGGCAGCGUUAGCACUUUCAAACCAAAGGCCACGCAGCUUUAGCACUUUCAAACCAAAGGCAACACAGCUUUAGCAUUUUCAAACAAAACACACUUUUGCAUUUUCAAACUACAUUUUCAAACCACAUUAAAGACACUGACAGGUCAGUAAAACCACUCAGUUUAGUUGACAUGUGUUCAGUGUUAUUCACAGCUCAGACUGAGAAUUGCAACCUCCCGCUCCCCCGUCUUGCAGAGAACUGAGGCACCUCCACACUUCCGGGUUUUAUAGUCCCUCCGGAAGGGGCAUGGCCUUCAGGAGAGAGAAUCUCAACAUUUUUAAAACAUUAAUAAGUCUUUUAUUUUUCAUCGAUGGGAAAAAUCCUGUCCUGCGCAGCGGAUUGGGACUCUGAGUAAGAUGAGUAAGACUAGACUCUAAAUUAGGCCACAUGAACAAUUUAUAGGGACUAAACCUAUAUAGGGAUUGUUCUCUGCAAUUUGCUGGAAGAAUGUCAUGAAACAAUAUGAAAUUGUCUAAAGAAGGGUCCUGACCCACAACGUCACCUAUCCACUUUCUUUAGUGUUACCGCCUGACCCGCUGCAUUACUCCAGUAUUUUGUGUCUAUCUUUUUUAUGAUAAGGUAAUCGCUCAACAGAUAGCAGCAUUCAGAAGGAGCUUGCUAGAAUGCUCUCAGAAUAUAUAGUCUUAAUCUCCCUGGAAAAAUUAGGAUUACCUGCUUGCUUAUCUUUGCUCUGAAGACUUCCUUUCCAGUUGUGGAUAAAGGCUUUGUUGCAUUUGUGAAAACAACUUUGUUCAGAAGAUGUAAUGCAUUAAAUGAUUGCAUCCAACACUGCAUAGACUCAGUGAAUAUUUAUAACAUUUGAGAGCUGAUGUGUUAGCAACUUGAUGGGUUUUGCAUAUUCCUGCAAUUAGAAAAUGUGCCAUCCAAGAAAGGUUUGGGUUGAGUGUUGGAGAUGGAGCUAGAGAUGGAAAAUGGAUGUCAGUGUGGAGCAAGAAAGGUAUGGUUGUGCGUGGGGGAAAUUCUGAGGAUUUGAAGCCAUUUUUGGGUUGUUAGGACAUGGAUAAUCAGAAAAGGUAGGUGAGUGGAGGUGGGAGAGAAGGACCCUGAAAGAUAACAAUGGGAUUUGUGCUGGUGAGGUCCCAGUCCAACAGUGUUUGUGAGUCAAUAUGGUCUAAUUUCUCCUGCAACGUUCCAUAAAAAGGAUUAGUAAAGGGCUGAUGUAAUUAGGUGUGCCUCAUGUAAAAAUGGUGUGAGAUGCACAAGUCCAAAUCACAUCAAGAAUGAUUCAGUCUGAAGAAGGGUCCCCACCCGAAGCGUCGUCCGUCCAUUUCCCUCCACAGAUGCCUGAUCUACUGAGUUCCACCAACACUUUUUUGAUUUCAGCAUCUGCACACUCGUGAACUCGCAUUGAGAAAUGCCUUGUUGAAAUUCUGGAGUUAUGUAGAGGCAAACCUUGAAUUGAUCCUUAAAAGUCAGGCAUCGACAGGUUAGUUCCCCGUAAAUUGUGAACCUUGAUAAUGUCUUAGAGGUGAAGAGGAGCCUUGAUUGGGAAUCAUUAAAUCAAGGAGAAAGUAAUGGAAAUUCCUAAGAAUGUACAUGAUAUUUGUGCUGUGCUUGUGUAAUUAGUGUUGCUAAUAUUGGCAUGCCAUAUUAAUGACAAUGAGAAUGUUGUCUCUGCUCCUGACUCUGUAAAUAAAUGUUUUUAUUCAUA
Amblyraja radiata (thorny skate) is the source of this 5124-nucleotide messenger RNA. RefSeq names its product interleukin-17 receptor A. NCBI's taxonomy places the organism in Eukaryota, Metazoa, Chordata, Chondrichthyes, Rajiformes, Rajidae. The coding region runs from base 101 to 2578 and encodes 825 amino acids. The transcript has 13 exons. The record is from RefSeq and is a predicted model, not a curated record. Gene Ontology annotation, molecular function: interleukin-17 receptor activity.